CUAUUACUAUUACUGUUACUACGCUGGUCUUGCGAUUGUUCUUCACCGGCCAGCCUUUUCGUGACUCCACCUAUCAAUUCUCCUUCUCCUUCUUCUAUCCUUCUUCUCUCCUAUCUUUCUUCUUCUUCCUUCUUUCACUUCUUCUUUUUCCACCCAUUUUCUUGCUCUUGAAUCUCUUCCCCACUUUUGGUGAGUGCUUCCCGAGCCCAUCCCGCUCUCUCCCCGGACUUCAUUUUGCGCUGGAAAUGUAAAUUGCUUUGGCUAACAUAUGCACUCCAACAAGUUAGAGCACAGAGUAUAUAGCAAAAAUGGCCAAGGUUGAUCAAAAGGUCGCCCUCAUCGUCAUCGAUGGCUGGGGUGUCGCCGGUCCCAACUCCCCCAAGGACGGCGAUGCUAUCGCUGCCGCUGAGACUCCCUUCAUGUCCGGCUUCGCUGAGGCCGACUCGAAGACUGCUCAGGGUUACACCGAACUCGAUGCUUCCUCCCUCGCUGUCGGUCUGCCGGAGGGUCUCAUGGGCAACAGUGAGGUCGGUCACUUGAACAUUGGUGCUGGCCGUGUCGUUUGGCAGGACAGUGUCCGCAUUGACCAGACCCUCAAGAAGGGUGAGCUGGGCAAGGUGGACAACAUCGUCGCUUCCUUCAAGCGCGCCAAGGAGGGUAACGGCCGUCUGCACCUGUUGGGUCUGGUUUCGGAUGGUGGUGUCCACUCCAACAUCACCCACCUGGUCGGUCUGCUGAAGGUCGCCAAGGAGAUGGAGAUUCCUCAGGUCUUCAUCCACUUCUUCGGCGACGGCCGUGACACCGAGCCCAAGAGCGCUACCAAGUACAUGCAGCAACUGCUCGACCAGGCCAAGGAGAUCGGUGUUGGUGAGAUCGCUACCGUUGUCGGACGUUACUGGGCUAUGGACCGCGACAAGCGCUGGGACCGGGUCGAGAUCGCCAUGAAGGGUAUCGUCUCGGGCGAGGGUGAGGAGAGCUCUGACCCCAUCAAGACCAUCAAUGAGCGCUAUGAGAACAAGGAGACCGAUGAGUUCCUGAAGCCCAUCAUUGUUGGCGGCAAGGACAGACGUGUGCAGGAUGGCGACACUCUCUUCUUCUUCAACUACCGUUCCGACCGUGUUCGUGAGAUCACUCAGCUGCUGGGUGACUACGACCGCUCUCCCAAGCCCGAGUUCCCUUACCCCAAGGACAUCCACAUCACCACCAUGACCCGGUACAAGACCGACUACACCUUCCCUGUUGCCUUCCCUCCCCAGCACAUGGGUAACGUGUUGGCCGAGUGGCUGGGCAAGAAGGAGGUUAAGCAGUGCCACGUUGCCGAGACUGAGAAGUACGCUCACGUUACUUUCUUCUUCAACGGUGGUGUUGAGAAGCAGUUCCCCGGCGAGGUCCGCGACAUGAUCCCGUCUCCCAAGGUUGCCACCUAUGACCUCGAGCCUAAGAUGAGCGCUGCCGCCGUGGGUGACAAGAUGGCCGAGCGCCUUGGCGAGGGCAACUUCGAGUUUGUCAUGAACAACUUUGCUCCCCCCGACAUGGUUGGUCACACUGGUGUCUACGAGGCUGCCAUCCAGGGUGUUGCUGCCACCGACAAGGCCAUCGGUGUCAUCUACGAGGCCUGCAAGAAGCACGGCUACAUCCUGUUCAUCACCGCCGACCAUGGAAACGCUGAGGAGAUGCUUACCGAGAAGGGCACCCCCAAGACCUCCCACACCACCAACAAGGUUCCCUUCGUCAUGGCCAACGCCCCCGAGGGCUGGAGCCUCAAGAAGGAGGAGGGUGUUCUGGGAGAUGUUGCUCCCACCGUCCUGGCCGCCAUGGGCAUCGAGCAGCCCGAGGAGAUGUCCGGCCGCAGCCUUUUGGUCAAGGCAUAAAUUUAGCGUAUAGAGUAGAUGUCAUGUAUUGUCUGGAUACGAUUCCAUUGUGAUGAAGAAAUGAAUUAUUACGGUGUCUAUACUGGGGUUUAGCUUUGGAGCGAGAUAGAACAAGAUUUGUUUAUUUUCAGUUUCUCCCAUCCUCUUAUACAAGCGUACUUCCGGUUGUACCUUGAGGGGUACAUCGUAUCUCGAUCAGCCACAGCACCCAUACAGGGUAGGUAUCACACUUCGGUCGACGGACAGCCCGAUCGACUACGUAUCCGUAUAGUCUUCUGAGAAUAUUCGCAACGAUCAUUAACAAGGGUAUCUAGAACCUCUCAACCUCGUAGUGCUGGGCCAAGAUUGGCCACCGCACAAAGUAGCUCUGCGCUGCCGUCGGUGCUUGUUCGUCUUCUUCUUCUCGCACGACCCCCAAGGCGACGUGCAUCAUCGCCUUCGAGGACCGGUCGGGU
Aspergillus vadensis CBS 113365 is the source of this 2326-nucleotide messenger RNA. RefSeq names its product 2,3-bisphosphoglycerate-independent phosphoglycerate mutase. Gene Ontology annotation, molecular function: manganese ion binding. Gene Ontology annotation, biological process: glucose catabolic process. Gene Ontology annotation, cellular component: cytoplasm. Bases 309 to 1871 code for a protein of 520 amino acids. The record is from RefSeq and is a predicted model, not a curated record. Lineage: Eukaryota; Fungi; Ascomycota; Eurotiomycetes; Eurotiales; Aspergillaceae. The transcript has 4 exons.